Molecule: messenger RNA, 2694 nt
Organism: Lachancea lanzarotensis
Lineage: Eukaryota; Fungi; Ascomycota; Saccharomycetes; Saccharomycetales; Saccharomycetaceae
Gene: ECM32
Product: LALA0S07e06766g1_1
Exons: 1
Coding region: 1-2694 (897 amino acids)
Biological process (GO): nuclear-transcribed mRNA catabolic process, nonsense-mediated decay
Cellular component (GO): cytoplasm
Molecular function (GO): RNA helicase activity
Source: RefSeq, a predicted model, not a curated record
AUGCCAGGGCCAAAAGCGAGUGGCGGAAGCAAGCCAAAAAAGCCUCUUACUCGCUUGGAAGAGAUGGCGAAAAAGGCGUACGAAACCAAAAAGGUAAACAGUACAAUAUCCAACGACUCUAGUCUCAGUCUGCGAUCGUUCAAAGGCGUGAAAGCUUCAAAUAGCGGAGCAGAUUCCAGUUCGGCUACCAGGAAAGACAGUGGUAAGGCCAAACCAGCACGCAAUGCAAAAGAACCCAAGAAUGGCAAACCAGCAGUGCAGGGCUCUACAAAGCCUUCUGUUAGAAAUAAGACCCCAAAAACGCAGCACAUCAAUGGAAAGAAUGGCGUAUCCUCCAAAAAUGGACAUGCCAAGCAACGGCAGCAGCCUGGAAACCCUGUCGUUACCGUUAACAACUCGACAUCGAGCGGUUCUGGCACUAUUUCACAAAGUGCCCCCCAGACAGCCGAUAAAAGCCAGGUCAAAUCGUCCAACGGGCCGUCUAAACGUUCAGAACCUUCUUUAGUGCAGAAACCACGCAAUAACACCAAGACAAAAAUUACAGGUCGCAAAGAUACUGCUCGUAAGAAUAAACCUAAGGUAACUGCAAGCGCUCCUAAUUCAAAACGUGGUGAAAAGUCUAAUAAGCCAGCUAAUAAGGUCAAGACUGAAAAUACCCUGCCUAAACCGCAAGUCCAAACAAUAGAUGAAAACUCCGAAAGUUUUGAAGAAGGUGAGCCUUUGAAGCGCUUUACCCAAUAUGUUCCCAAAAUGUCUUACCCCAACUUGGAGGAGUACUUCAACGAAUUCUCGUUCGCACUUUUCCUUGAGGAGCGACUUGAAAAUGACUUUCUACAAGAUUUCGAGAUUACAUGGCCGAAAAAUCCAAAUGAAAAGGCAUUGGUCGUGAAAAUGAAGGCUGAUAGUGACGAAGUCAAGAAAUUGUUGCCACCACAUCUUGUCAAGCUUGGUAGGCUGCCUUUUACCAAUCAGCAGCCCUUGAUGUUGACCAGCCAGGACGAAUCGAAGGUUUGGUACACCUUUGUCAGAGAGCUCGACUCCAAAAGAAACUGCAUCACGAUUCUCCUCGAGCUGUAUUCUUGGAACAGGGUUCCUUUACCUAUCAAAGAGGGAAACAAGAAUUUCAAGCUGUUGCCAUGUUCUGCCCAGGUUAAUAGAAUCAUGUUCGCAAUGACCAGAGUGCAAAAUCCAAAGUUUAUCAAAUUGAUUCUGGGUCAGGAGCGUAUCAAACAAUUGAACUUCAACAAUCGUUUGCAAUUCUCUAAAGAUACCUUCAACGAUUCACAAAAGGCUGCUAUUCAGCAUGUUUUGAACAACAGCAUCACUGUUUUGCAAGGACCUCCAGGCACAGGCAAAACAUCCACUAUCGAAGAGAUUAUUUUGAAAGUGAUGGAAAACUUCCACACUACGCCAAUCCUCUGUGUCGCAGCUUCGAAUAUUGCGAUUGACAAUAUUGCAGAGAAAUUUAUGGUCAACAGACCUGACAUUAAGAUUCUUAGAAUCUUGUCGCAGUCCAAAGAGGCACAGUAUAAUAAUGACCAUAUGCUGGGUAAAAUUUGUCUGCACAAUAUCGUUUACGACCAGCUUCCUGAUGAUAUUAAGGACAAUAUAGGAAAGCUGAGAUCAGGUAUUCCUGGUCUGGUUUCGAAGAACCAGUACAAUAAGUUAUUGACCACACAAAAUGCCAUCUCUGAUCGGCACAUUGCACAGGCUCAAAUCAUUUUCACCACAAAUAUUGCAUCAGGUGGGCGCCAAUUGAAAGCUAUCAAAGAAUUACCAGUAGUAAUUAUGGAUGAGUCCACGCAGUCCUCCGAAGUUUCAACUUUGGUGCCACUGUCACUACCGGGCAUCAAACGCUUCGUUUUUGUCGGUGAUCAAAAGCAAUUGUCCAGUUUCAGUAACGUACCACAAUUGGAAAUGUCUUUGUUUGAAAGAAUCUUGACCAACGGAACUUAUGACAAUCCUCAUCUGUUAGACACACAAUACAGAAUGCAUCCUGCGAUCAGUGAGUUCCCGAUUAAGACCUUUUAUGACGGGAAACUAAAGAAUGGUGUGACAGCUGAGCAGAAGAGCUGGCCAGGUCUAGCAUUCCCAUUAUUUUUUUACCACUGCAACAAGGGCCCUGAGUCUAAAGUUUUUAACUCUAAACGUGGGAUGAGAGGUUUCACAUACAACAACACGCAUGAGGCCGAAGCUGUUGUCGAGGUUUUACACAAGCUAAUAGUCGAAAAGAAUGUGAGGAGAGACGAAAUAGGUAUCAUUACACCAUACUCUUCACAGAGGGAUCUGAUAUCGGAGUUGUUGGUGCGCGAUCCUGUGGUCAAUCCGUCAGGCAAGGCAAUGGAACAAGAGAUGGACAAGGACGACGUUUUGGGAGGCGGAGAAUCUGUUGGCGGAGGCGCGAACAAAGUCACCAUCAACAUCGUCAACGGCGUUUUCGUUUCAACCGUCGAUUCGUUCCAGGGCCACGAAAAGCAGUUCAUUCUUUUUUCGUGUGUGCGGAAUAACGACGAAAACAAGAUCGGUUUUGUGAAGGAUCGUAGACGUAUGAACGUUGCAUUGACCAGAGCUAAAAACGGUCUGGUGGUGGUAGGAAACAAAGACGUGAUGAGACAAGGCGACCAGCUGUGGCAGCAAUACGUGGAUUACGUUGAAGAAAAGGACGUCGUAUUUGACACACUGAGUGGUUACUAA